AUGUACAAGACAUCAAAUUUGAGUUCUGUGUUUAGUCCAAAUUCUUUGCAGCCUAGGAUGUUAGUGAACAGGUUUUCAUGCACAUUGAAGAAUCAAAGUGUUAGAAUUGGACACACAACAAAGGUACCUAGGAAUGUAAACAUGGAGAAACUGCAACAUGGUUAUUUAUUUCCUGAGAUUGAAAGACAUGAGCUUCUUCACUUGAAGAAGUAUCCAAAUGCAAACGUGAUAGACCUCGGAAUCGGUGACACUACAGAACCGUUACCAACACUUGUAACAUCAAGCAUGGUUGAUUUUGUUCGCGGCCUUUCAACAGCAGAAGGUUAUAAAGGAUAUGGACCUGAGCAAGGCGAAAAGGCUCUGAGAAAAGCAAUUGCUCAUAGAGUUUACAAAGAUCUAGGGAUAAAACCUUCUGAAGUUUUUGUUUCGGACGGUGCACAAUGUGAUAUUUCUCGUCUUCAGCUGCUAAUGGGUCCAAAUUUGAAGAUAGCUGUACAGGAUCCAUCCUUCCCGGCUUACAUAGACUCAAGUGUCAUAAUUGGUCAUGCUGGCAAGUUCGUAGAUAGAAUUGGCAAAUAUGAAAACAUAGAAUACAUGACAUGUGGACCUCAAACUGACUUCUUCCCGGAUCUGCAUCGCACUUCGAGGUCACAGCUUAUUUUUUUCUGUUCUCCAAACAAUCCUACUGGUCAUGCAGCAACUAGGAAACAAUUGCAGCAACUUGUGGAUUUUGCCAAAGUUAAUGGAUCAAUCAUUAUCUAUGACUCUGCAUAUUCUGCUUAUAUCACUGAUGAUAGUCCUAAAUCAAUCUUUGAAAUUCCUGGUGCCAAAGAGGUUGCAAUUGAAGUGUCAUCCUUCUCAAAAUUUGCCGGCUUUACAGGUGUCCGACUUGGUUGGACAGUAGUCCCCGAAGAACUGUUAUAUUCAAACGGCUUCCCUGUUUUACAUGAUUUCAACCGCAUCGUCUGUACCUGCUUCAAUGGAGCAUCCAGCAUAUCUCAGGCUGGGGGACUAGCAUGCCUUUCACCAGAGGGUCUUAAAGCUGUGAAGUCCCUUAUUGACUACUACAUGGAGAAUGCAAGAAUACUGGUCAAUGCAUUGACCUCUCUUGGGCUGACAGUUUAUGGAGGUAAAAAUGCACCCUAUGUUUGGGUCCGUUUUUCUGGCUUAAAAUCUUGGGAUGUCUUUGGUGAAAUUCUUGAGAAUACACACAUAAUUACAGUUCCAGGCAGUGGUUUUGGUCCAGGUGGUGAAGGGUAUAUAAGAAUUAGUGCUUUCGGCCAGAGAGAAUCUAUCAUUGAAGCCUCGGAGAGACUCAAAUACCUUCUCUAUUAA
Vicia faba (fava bean) is the source of this 1335-nucleotide messenger RNA. Lineage: Eukaryota; Viridiplantae; Streptophyta; Magnoliopsida; Fabales; Fabaceae. The record is from the annotation of a GenBank genome assembly.